AUGAAUUCCUUUUUUUUAUAUUUCAAAGAUCCAAGAGUGGAAUAAUCAUAUUAGAUUACCAAUUAGCAUUCUAAGAGGCUUACCACAUUUAUAUGUUUAAGUUUAGGAUUUAUAGUUGCUUUUAUAACUAAAGUAAUUUAAUCAAGUCAUGAAAAAAAUAAUAAUGGGUUUAUAUCGAAUUUAUCCAUGCUUAUAUAUUUAGUUGUGCAAAUAAUUUUCUUUUGGAGAAAUAAUUCAUAUCUCAGAUUGGGUAUCAUUUUAUUAAAUCAUUCUGUGACUAUAUUUUUUAUUGCCUUUGAGGAUAGAACAGGUGUUGAUAAUUAGAUGGCAAUGCUAUAAGGAGUUAAUUAAAUGGCAGCAACUUAUUUAUUGGUCUUGACUGGAGAAUACGUUGAUGGCAUGAUAACCAUAAUAAUACUUUAGAUUUUUAGAUUACUUUGGGGAAUAUUUAAAAGCGAUGGUAUGCAGUAUUCUGCACUCGUUACAUCAACUUUGCUUAUUCUAUACAUUAACUAUUAUAAUUAUUAGUAUAAUAAAGCAAAAAGAUCUUAAUACUUAUUAACUUUAGCUGACACAAGAUGGGAAGACAUUCUUAACAAGCUUCUGUUAUAACAAUCUUAUUUAAUUUUGUAGUUUUCAGAAGAGAAUUUACGCUUUUCUGUUAGGUAAAUUAGAAACUGUGAGAAACUCUUCAAAAAUGAUGAGGAGGCGUAUUUUUUCUUAAAAUAGGCCACUAAUUAAAACAAAAUUAUGUAGAAUGUUAUCUAUGGCUUUAUUAGAAAAUUUUAAAAAAACAAUUAAUAAACAUUCAAUAAUACGCUUUUAAUUAACUUUCACAAAAGAACUAUAAGAGCUGAAAUUUCAAUUUAUUAAGGAGAUAAACCAACUAUUUUAUUGUUAUUUAAAGAUUUUUUCUAUGAACGAAAAAUAAAUACUAAAGCAAUAUCAAUUUAAUAUUAAAAAAUGCUUAAAUUAAUAGUUAAUAUUCUGAAUCAGGUUAAUCAAUAUUCAUUUUGCUAAAAAAAAUAUUAAUCCAUUUAAAGAAAAUUAAUAUUUAUUCAUUUGAUGUAAAAUUUCAAAAGAAAUAUCAAAUUAAAAAAUAUUUAUCUUAAUGAUUUCUUAAAUAAUGUUAUUAAAUUGCAUUAGGAUGUUAAAAUCAUUACACAAUAUUAUUGUAAUCCAUCUAUAUAAACAUUGGUUAAUAUAUUAUAAAUUGUAAUUUUGCAAAUAUUUUAAAACAUAUAGAGCUAACAAAUUCUUAUAAGAACAGGUCAUACAAAGGAAAAUAAGAUUUUAUGUAUUUUUGAAGGGUAAUUUAAUUUAGAAAAAAUCAAACAAUUUUAAAAAUAUAUGGAAGUAUCAUUUCAACUGUUAUUUGAAUCUUAUGAAAUAAAAAAUUAAAGUAAAUUUACUUUAAUAAAUUUAGCACUUUUAUUCAUAUUUUCUGAUUCAAUCGAUAUUCCUUUCAGUAUAUAAUGA
Molecule: messenger RNA, 1479 nt
Organism: Paramecium sonneborni
Lineage: Eukaryota; Ciliophora; Oligohymenophorea; Peniculida; Parameciidae
Source: the annotation of a GenBank genome assembly